GGAGGAGAGGGAGAGAGAGAGGAGGAAAGAAAGAAAGAGGAAGAGAAAGAAGCAGCUGUUUCUAUCCAAUUUGCAGAGGGAAGGAGGGAGAGAGAGAGAGAGAGAGAUUUGGGACAAAUAUGCGACCAACAACAACCAUCUGAGUCACCGACAGCAUCCCAGUGGUUGCGUGGGAGGGAGGAGGGAGGGAGGGAGGAGGAGAGGGAGAGGGAGAGGGGUUGUCCCCCAAAUUAUGGGAAGCGUCGGGUUGGGCGCGCGGCUCUUUCUGUGAGGGGUUCGGUGGGAGUUCCUCUAACCAUGCGUCCGUCGCGCGCGGCAUGGAAUGCAGCCUGAGCCGGUGCCACUCACAAGCCGUCGCCACAGCUUCGCUCCGAAAGAAACUCCUGCUCCUCUUCACCAUGUUGCUCCUUUGGGGUUACAUCCUGUACUCCUGCGCCGGCUUUUGCGUCUCCCUGCCCGGCCCGGUGCACGGGUCAGCCCGGCAGAGAGCCGCCGCCGCCGCCGCCGCCGCCAGCGCCAGCGCCGCCGCCUACAAGGUCGCCUCCGACCCCGACCCGUUCGUCUCAGCCCCGGCUCUGAGACCCAGACUUGUGCCCCGGGUCCCGGCAGGUGAGGUGGAGGACGAGGUGGGGAGGGGGAGGGGGCGGGAGGCGGUGUCGUUGGAUUCCGCGGCUCUCGGGUCCAGAUCGGCUUCCAGAGACUUGUUGCACAACAACAACGCGGGGGGUUUCACGGAGGGCAGCCCGACCCCCCCCGGCGGGCACUCGCCCCGACCCCCGGAGCUGAACUACAGCAGCUUUGGGACCAAGAAGCUGCCCCAAGCCAUCAUCAUCGGGGUGAAGAAGGGGGGGACCCGAGCUCUGCUGGAGUUCCUCCGCGUCCAUCCCGACAUCAGGGCGGUGGGGGCAGAGCCGCACUUUUUCGACAGACAUUUCGACAAAGGCAUUGAGUGGUACAAAGACUUGAUGCCGAAAACUCUGGAUGGACAAGUCACCAUGGAGAAAACGCCCAGUUACUACGUGACCAAGGAGACGCCUCCUCGUAUCCACGCAAUGUCCAAGGACGCCAAGCUGAUUGUGGUGGUCCGUGACCCUGUGACUCGUGCUAUCUCCGAUUACACUCAGACUCUCUCCAAAAAGCCCGAUAUCCCCAGCUUUGAGAGCUUGACCUUCAAAAACAGGACUACAGGCCUGAUUGACACCUCGUGGAGCGCCAUCCAGAUUGGCAUCUAUGCCAAGCACCUGGAGAAUUGGCUGCAGUACUUCCCCAUGCGGCAGAUCUUGUUUGUGAGCGGGGAGAGGCUCAUCAGCGACCCAGCCGGAGAGCUGGGCAAGGUGCAGGACUUCCUGGGGCUGAAGAGAAUCAUCACAGACAAACAUUUCUACUUUAAUCAGACCAAGGGCUUCCCCUGCUUGAAGAAGCCAGAGGGCAGCAGCAAACCCCACUGCCUGGGCAAAACAAAAGGCAGAACCCAUCCCAACAUUGACCCCGAGGUGGUUCAGAGGCUCAGAGACUUUUACCGGCCUUUCAACAUGAAAUUUUACCAAAUGACGGGUCAGAACUUUGGCUGGGACUAAGGUGAAUGGAACCUCAUGUAAUUACUAUAAAGACAUGUGAAUUUAUUGCGCUAUAUAUAUUAUAUAUAUGUAACUUGUACAGAAAUCUAUUUUAUAAUAAUUUAUUUUUAAUUCUUAAGCAAUUAAUUCACUAAGCUGCCUAACCACAUUGUACACUGUAUAUAGAUCAGCCGUGAAAUUGUCUUCUAACAUUCCUCAAUGAUUAGUUAUAUUUGCUCAUUGAUGAUGCUGUCACACAUCCUAUUAAGAAUUAAUAUCCAAAAGCACAAUUUUUUUUGUUACGGGUAUUCAGCGUUUGUUGGGUGUGUAAGCGGGGCCUUUGGUCUUUUCGCCUGGCUGUGUGGGUUUGAAACAAAAUAAUACGGUCCAAAAUUCACACCAGGAAUGUGCAAGCUCAAUCACUCAGUCAAAACACAAAUUGCACAUCUCUGUUAAGGAUAGAACCAACCGUCUGAAUCUCCACAACAUUGGGGGGGAAAAAAAAUCCACCCACUUGCUGGCUUUUUUAAACCAAUAGUCAGGAGGUCCCAGACUGGUAAGGGGAUUAGAAUCCUGGUCCAGUGCCUGAAACCUCCCUUGGAUUCUCUGCGCCAUUCAAGAUCACAAAGAUGGAAGUUCUAUUUGUAGCUGAACUGCAUUGAUAAGCUGAUGCUCUUUGGUUUUGUUGAACUCACUGAGAAAUACAGAACUGCACUUGGUAUUGGAUACAUGCAUUGAUAAUCUCUCCUCGCCCACUCUAAUGUAAUUGUACAUUCCCAUCAUGGGUGACGAUCAGUUCGAUCUGUGACUCCUCUCAGCCCUUGAAUCCCCACAUCUCUGCAGCAAGGUGCUUUCAGUCACCAAUGGGGGGCAAGACUACCUAGAAAGCGCCUUCACUGUUGAGCUGUCCACCCUGUCAUUGACUGCUUCUGGACAUUGCAGUGCUGUUUCAGUCCAGGGAGAGGCUUUAUUCCUUUAGAGCAUAGCUACAUACAGUCAACACACCUCACAGUAAAUCCUGUAAAGUGCUUUGAGAUGCUCCCAUGACAUGUUAAAACGUUAUAUCAAAUGCAAAGAUUAUUAUUGCUCAAUCCUUGCCAAGUGGUCAUUCUGUUAUUGCUGUAGACUGUGCCCAACACAUGAACCAUGCUAAUCCCAACCCCACGGUCCUGUUGCGUUAGUUCAAAUCACUGCCCUGCUCAUCCAAAGGGCAGCUAAUUCAAUCCACCCUUUCAGUUGUCUCAGCUGUAAUGGCACCAAUCUAGUGAAGCUAGGUAGAUUUAUUGUUCACGAACGAAGCACAAUUUUUGUUAAAACUCUCUCACUGUGUAGCCUAUCUGCUUUAACGCGUGCGUUCAGGCAUUUCUUUCUUUGAAGAAAGCAGAACGCCGUGUGGUCAACAACCUUGCAAAUGAAGUGUUAAAACUGACGUUCUCUGGAACAUGGCUGUCAAACAUCUGAUAAGCACAGUAGCAAAGUGCUUCCUUAGGCAGCUUUGCAAUGAAAUGCUUUACACAUUGUCUACCUGAGCAGUGGGGCUGCAUCACCAAUCCAUUGUCAUCCAAUGUAAAUUGUAAGUGACUGUUCUCAGAAUUAAUCACACAAAAUAAUAAAAUGAUAAUAAUAAUGUGGUCACUUCAAUCCACGACUGUUUGUGGGACGCUGCUGUGCGCAAUCGGCUGCCGGGUUUUGCCCACAAAAUUUAGUCAUUUCACUUUCCAGUACAUUCUGUGAAGCGCUUUGAGACGUCUCGAAGACGUGAUAAGACGCUAUAUCAAAUGCAAGGAUUAUUAUUAUUUAUUAUCCAAAAAAUCCAUUUAUAUCUCAAAACCGUGGUUAGCUAACAAUCUGUGAUAACUGUGUAUGGCUGAGUUUAAUUCAGACUGCAUUCAAAAGUACUGAUAUUAGCAACUUUCAUCUGAUAAUAUUGUACUUUUAGAAUAGUUAACGUGUAAAAUAAAAAUGUAAAUCAAGUAUUUUGUGGUAUGUACAACAAAAAAUAAUUUUACAGAUAAAAAUGAAUCUUUCUAGGAAAUUGGAUAAAACUUCUUGCUGUUUCUUGUUAUGCAGAAAUGAAUAAAAUAUAUUUUACCAAA
This is a messenger RNA of Callorhinchus milii (elephant shark), 3652 nucleotides long. RefSeq names its product heparan sulfate glucosamine 3-O-sulfotransferase 3B1-like. The record is from RefSeq and is a predicted model, not a curated record. Gene Ontology annotation, molecular function: [heparan sulfate]-glucosamine 3-sulfotransferase activity. Lineage: Eukaryota; Metazoa; Chordata; Chondrichthyes; Chimaeriformes; Callorhinchidae. The transcript has 3 exons. The coding region runs from base 318 to 1577 and encodes 419 amino acids.